Notothenia coriiceps (black rockcod) is the source of this 2564-nucleotide messenger RNA. Its product is annotated as C2 domain-containing protein 2-like. NCBI's taxonomy places the organism in Eukaryota, Metazoa, Chordata, Actinopteri, Perciformes, Nototheniidae. The transcript is spliced from 2 exons. Bases 182 to 691 code for a protein of 169 amino acids. The record is from RefSeq and is a predicted model, not a curated record.
UUUUAAGUUGAAAACAGUUUGGUUUCUGCCAGUCAUAAUGACAUUAAAGGACAGGCGGACACAGGUCCUUAUAUCUGCUAAUGCAAAUAGUUGGGUCAUUCAUGAUUCCAGAGGAAGUAUUUGUAUCAUAGGCAAAUGUUAAACAAAGGAAAUCCUGCUGAACUAGCAACUGAUUUUGAUAAUGGGGUUGUGCUUUAUUACCCAGACGCCCUUGUCUCAGGAUGAUGAGCUGGCUCUGAUGGCGGGCUACGCUGCAGCGAUGGAUGCCUCCAUGUCCGAAGCCAGCUCCACUCAGGAUGUGACGGCUGCCAUGGCCUCAGGACCCAGCAGCCCUCCAGACAGCUCCGAGCCCCAGGGGGGCCCCAGUGGGAUGGGCAGGCCCCCGGAAGACUGGGAGAGCCAAACAGGAGAGGAGCUGGAACACACCUCGCUGUCAAUGUGUGUGUCUGAGGCCAGCUGCAAGAAGAGACGAGGCAGCUUCCUCCAGAAGAGUGCCAAGCUGUUUUUCCGCCGCCGUCACCAGCGCAAGGACCCGGGGAUGAGCCAGUCUCACAAUGACCUGGUGUACCUGGAGUCUCCGGCCGCCGUGGAGCGGGCCAGCCGCACCGCCACACUCAGCCGCAUGCUCACCCGCAAGAGCAGGAAGAGCAAAGCCAACGGCCCUACCUCUACGGGGGAGCCACAUGUGUGACCCUGCUCUCCUCAGUCUCUCCUACAACAACUACCAUCACCUCCACCUCAAACUUGCACUGGCUAACUCCCUGGCUAAUUGACCCCCCCCAAUAUAUACUGGGACUCCUGCAUUGUGAAUGGGAAAGCUGUGCAAAUGGAAAACUGUUUUUACUGUCGUUUCCUGCUACCUGUGAGAGACAGGUGUGUGUGUGUGUGUGUGUGUGUGUGUGUGUGUGUGUGUGUGUGGGGAUUAAUGGUAUUUUGCAUGUUUCCUUUAUCUGAUUUUAUGCAACAUUUUGAAGUCUUUUAAGUGCUUUUGUGGCCUUGUUACUGACAGAAGGGACCGGCUGUCACUCUUUACCUCACAGACACUGAGGGGGAAGAGUAAACUCUCCCUGCUGCAAUCCGUACAUUUCCUACGGAGGACCAACAGGACCAAAGAUGAACUAUAGAGUGGUAUUUGUAUGAUUUGCACAGUUUUGGAAUCUUUAUUUAAAGUGCAAUGACAGGAUCUGCUCUGGUGACAGAGAUUCAUUUUGAAAACAUUAACAAAGGGAGACCAUCUUUUAAAUGUGGGAGAUAGUAAUACGACUACUUUUUGACACUAAAACUAUGAAAUAUGGUAUUUAAAUCAGUUCAUUCGAAAUCCUUGUAAUGGUAUUCCAAGAUAACAAGAUCAGAACUACAGCUAUAUCUACCGUGCAUAUAAAAGCUGUAAAACGAAGCUAUCCGCAUAAUGUCAGCGUUAUGUCUAACAUAGAAGUAUAAGUCAUGGAUGAUUGGCAUGCACAGGGAACAUGUUAUCAUGAAUAAGUUAUUACCCUUCCAAUAGGAAAAAAAAGAACAUGAAACUCGGCUAAAUGUGUUUUUUUAAAUGAUAUGCAACUUUCUCCUUUGUCUUCCGAAAAGAUUCUUCCUGUUCACUACUGUUCACUACUAUCAUCAGGGUUGUUAAUGUGUCAAAAGGGAAUGAAUGAACCUCUGUGCAGGGACUCGGCCAUAACCAUCGCAUUGGAACGCAGUCUACAUUCAUUUUAUCUGAAAAUGAAAUUGUUUAUUGGAUAUCUUAUUGUUUUUAUAAGAUGUAACUAUGAACGAACACAUGAGUGUGAACAGACUUUUUUUUUUUUAAAUCCAGCUAAUGAUUGUAUUUUCUUUUUGUGAGCAGCUUUUUGAAGACAUUUCUGUCCAACAUGUUAACUACUGUUUCUUUAAUAAGCGAGUGUACUCAGAGAAUGAUGCAGCACUAACGGAUUGCCUGACACUUUUUUCUGAGGAUGAUGUCACAGGUGGACUUUUGGUUCUUGAGGCUGCAUCUAACGCCACAUCAGAGGACUGGAGGACUGUAGCAAACUGUUGAAAUGAGACAAGGGUACACCCAUGUUCCUGCAACAUCAGCAGCAUCUAUAAUCAAGAAGCCUAUGCACAUAACAUAUCUGUUAACUGAGUGUUUACAUUGUUAGACUAUCUGAGAAUUAAAAAGCCUCACUCGCUGUUCAUGAUACUGUCCUGCAGAUAUACUGUGGGUUGUCAUUUGUCUUUUACCAUUGUUGACUAAUGUCUGUUUUAAAACAUUGUGGGCCCAGAUUGGGGAUGAAGAAAAUGUGAUUACCUUUGCACUCUGAGUUAGAGAUGAGGAAAAGAGUGGUUUUAAUCAUGUUCAGCUUCAGAGCCUUUGCUAAUGGCAGCCUGCAGGCAUCUACUGGUGUACAUUCAGUAAGCAGUAGUGCUGUGUGUUUAAGAAACUACUUCCUGAUGUUUUUUUAUUGGCAUAUGCUCUGUGCACAGAAACGGACCGACUUAGCUGUUGUUGCAGUCAUUUCCCUGCAGGGAUUGUAACUAAUAUAAACAUUGAGGUAAUUCCUUUUCAGCAAUAAAUAUUGAUUAAAGUA